This is a messenger RNA of Chaetura pelagica (chimney swift), 1872 nucleotides long. RefSeq names its product CDC-like kinase 1 (gene CLK1). The record is from RefSeq and is a predicted model, not a curated record. Lineage: Eukaryota; Metazoa; Chordata; Aves; Apodiformes; Apodidae. Gene Ontology annotation, molecular function: protein tyrosine kinase activity; ATP binding. The transcript has 15 exons. Gene Ontology annotation, biological process: protein phosphorylation; regulation of RNA splicing. Bases 1 to 1872 code for a protein of 623 amino acids. Gene Ontology annotation, cellular component: nucleus.
AUGGGUCUCCCUUUAGUGAAACCUGGCGCUCCAUGGCUUCGCGUUAGGGCGCUCAGUGUGCGGGGGGCGCGGGCGCCGCUGCCUCUUCCCGCAGCCCACGGGCCGCGCUGCAGCGUCGCCGCCGAACCCGGCCUGGUGUGGCAUUCUAGGGAUAAAAAAGAAACUCCUGAUCACAGAAGAUGCAACAGUGCUAAUAAGAGAAAGAGGUCAUCAUUAAGUGGUGCACAAGAGAACAAGCACUGCAAACAUGAUCUUUCUAAACUUCCUGACAGUACCCAUUCAGAAACCAAAUCUGUAAAUGAAAGAGACCAUCAUGAACGACGUUAUGUUGAAGAAUACAGAAACGAGUACGAUCAAGGACAUGAUACUGGGCACCACAGUAGCAAAUCAUCGGGUCAUAGUGGGGUGUGGCAUUCUAGGGAUAAAAAAGAAACUCCUGAUCACAGAAGAUGCAACAGUGCUAAUAAGAGAAAGAGGUCAUCAUUAAGUGGUGCACAAGAGAACAAGCACUGCAAACAUGAUCUUUCUAAACUUCCUGACAGUACCCAUUCAGAAACCAAAUCUGUAAAUGAAAGAGACCAUCAUGAACGACGUUAUGUUGAAGAAUACAGAAACGAGUACGAUCAAGGACAUGAUACUGGGCACCACAGUAGCAAAUCAUCGGGUCAUAGUGGGGCGAGUAGUUACAAAAGGAAAUACAAGACACAUCACACUACCUGUCAUCAUCAUCAUUCACAGAAGAGUCAUCGAAGGAAAAGAUCCGGGAGUGUAGAGGAUGAUGAGGAGGGUCACCUGAUCUGUCAGAGUGGAGACGUACUAAGUGCAAGAUAUGAGAUUGUUGCUACUUUGGGUGAAGGUGCUUUUGGAAAAGUAGUGGAAUGCAUUGAUCACAAAGAGGAAGGCAGACAUGUAGCUGUGAAAAUAGUAAAAAAUGUUGAUAGGUACUCUGAAGCUGCACGUGCAGAAGUGCAAGUACUGGAACAUCUCAAUGCAUCAGAUCCCAGCAGUACAUAUCGCUGUGUCCAGAUGUUAGAAUGGUUUGAGUACCAUGGACAUGUCUGCAUUGUUUUUGAGCUACUGGGGCUCAGCACCUAUGACUUUAUUAAAGAGAACGGUUUUCUGCCCUUUCGGCUGGACCAUAUUAGGCAGAUGGCAUAUCAGAUCUGCAAAUCUGUGAACUUUUUGCAUUCAAACAAGUUAACACAUACAGAUCUGAAACCAGAAAAUAUUUUAUUUGUGAAGUCUGACUAUGUAGAAGAGUAUAACCCCAAACUGAAAUGUGAUGAACGCAGACUAAAAAAUCCUGAUAUCAAAGUUGUAGACUUUGGGAGUGCAACAUAUGACGAUGAGUACCACAGCACUUUGGUGUCUACAAGACAUUACAGAGCUCCUGAAGUUAUCUUAGCACUGGGAUGGUCACAACCCUGUGAUGUUUGGAGCAUUGGCUGCAUUCUCAUAGAAUACUACCUUGGUUUCACAGUAUUUCCGACCCAUGACAGCAAAGAACACUUGGCUAUGAUGGAGCGAAUACUGGGGCCAUUGCCAAGUCAUAUGAUUAAGAAAACCAGGAAACGCAAAUAUUUCCAUCAUGACCGGCUGGAUUGGGAUGAACAUAGUUCUGCUGGCAGAUACGUGUCGCGGCGCUGUAAGCCACUGAAGGCAUUCAUGACCUGCCGUGACUCUGACCAUGAGAGCCUCUUUGACCUCAUUGAAAAGAUGUUGGAGUAUGACCCAGCCAAGCGCAUUACUCUGGAAGAAGCACUGAAACAUCCUUUUUUCUUCCCACUGGAAAAGGAAAAAAGGGUGCUGCCUCCUGUAGCUGAGCUGGCUGAUACAGACGUCAGUCCACCAAAGAAAUGUAAAAAAUGCUAA